Molecule: messenger RNA, 552 nt
Organism: Phaedon cochleariae (mustard beetle)
Lineage: Eukaryota; Metazoa; Arthropoda; Insecta; Coleoptera; Chrysomelidae
Source: the annotation of a GenBank genome assembly
AUGGAGUCCACUCCCUCUCUCCAUCUCUUCCUCACCCCCUACCUACCUACCACCCUCCCACCCUACCAUCCUACCACCCUACCCCCUCCUACCCCCUCCUACCCCCUCCUACCCCCUCCUACCCAUAUAAAAUAUUUACUUUCAUUCCACUACUUCAACAAGACGGAUAUAUUGGUAAAGGCAGCAAUAAGACGAGCUGCAUCUGUCCUGCCCAACAUAAAAAACUAUGAGGACAAGACCGUGCAGUCACUGCUGGACUACUACUUCAAGCCAGGGAAAUUGACCGAGGACAAUCAAUGCUACUGCGAGAUGUGCAGUCGAUUGACCAUCAGAGAACACUUAACAGAGAUGAUGAAGACGCCGUCACGAUUAAUUUUUUCUCUGAUACUCUUCCGCUACGAUCCUUCCUCGCACCAGAGUAUCAAGAUGCAGCAUUUCGUGUGUCUUAUUAUCAACAGCUGGAUUUGCCGGCUUCAUGCGGUUGUAGUUCAUUGCGGCUCAAAUGUCGAAAGCAGCCACUAUUACACCAUAUCCAAGGACAAGAAUGACUGA